UAAUACGUCAGUCAGACAACAAUGGCGGCCUUCGCUGUAGCACGGAGCAGCUGCGGUCUGCUUUCCGGACUAAAAGCUUCUUUUAAAACAUUCGGACAGGUAAAACAUGGCGUGGUUUCGGCAGCCGUUGCACAGUCCGAGCUGCAGCAACAGUCGCGGCGGUGGUAUUCCGUUAGUCAUCUCUCCGUUCAGGAGAGGAUAGACAGAAAGAGGAAUGCUGCGCUGAUCGGAGGAGGUCAGAAGAGAAUUGACGCGCAACACAAAAGGGGGAAGCUGACAGCCAGAGAGAGAGUUGAGCUCCUGUUGGAUAAGGACUCGUUUGUAGAGUGUGACAUGUUUGUGGAACAUCGCUGCUCUGACUUCGGCAUGGAAGAGGACCACAACAAGUUCGCAGGGGACAGUGUGGUGACUGGACAGGGGAGGAUCAACGGAAGGCUGGUGUAUGUCUUCAGUCAGGACUUCACAGUAUUUGGAGGCAGUCUGUCUGGGGCUCACGCACAGAAGAUCUGUAAGAUCAUGGACCAGGCCAUGAUGGUGGGUGCUCCAGUCAUUGGUCUAAAUGACUCUGGCGGAGCCAGGAUACAGGAGGGGGUGGAGUCACUGGCUGGAUACGCCGACAUCUUCCUGAGGAAUGUGAUGGCUUCAGGUGUGGUUCCUCAGAUCUCUCUGAUCAUGGGUCCCUGUGCUGGAGGAGCUGUCUACUCUCCUGCCCUGACCGACUUCACCUUUAUGGUCAAGGACACCUCAUACCUGUUCAUCACAGGUCCUGACGUAGUGAAGUCUGUCACCAAUGAAGACGUCACUCAGGAGGAACUGGGAGGAGCUAAAACACACACCGCCGUGUCAGGCGUCGCUCACCGUGCGUUUGAGAACGACAUUGAUGCUCUGCUCAACCUCCGAAACUUCUUCAACUUCCUUCCCCUUAGCAACCAGGACCCCACCCCCGUUACUGAGUGCCACGACCCCAGUGAUAGACUGGUUCCUGGUCUGGACACCAUUGUUCCCUUUGAGACCACUAAAGCCUACGACAUGCUGGACAUCAUCCAGGGGAUUGCGGACGAGAGGGAGUUCUUUGAGAUCAUGCCUAACUACGCUAAAAACAUCGUAGUGGGAUUCUCUCGCAUGAACGGACGAACUGUUGGAAUUGUAGGGAAUCAACCUAAAGUAGCGUCUGGUUGUCUGGACAUUAACUCAUCAGUGAAGGGAGCUCGCUUCGUUCGUUUCUGCGACGCUUUCAACAUCCCCAUCCUCACCUUCGUGGACGUGCCUGGUUUCCUGCCAGGUACGUCUCAGGAGUAUGGAGGUAUCAUCCGACACGGGGCCAAGCUACUGUUUGCCUUUGCUGAGGCCACCGUCCCCAAGAUCACCAUCAUCACUAGGAAGGCCUACGGAGGAGCGUAUGACGUCAUGAGUUCCAAGCACCUGAGAGGAGAUGUGAACUACGCCUGGCCGUCUGCAGAGGUGGCUGUGAUGGGAGCCAAGGGUGCUGUGCAGAUCAUCUUCAGAGGGAAAUCCAACCAGGCAGAGCAGGAGGCUGAAUACGUAGAGAAGUUCGCCAACCCUUUCCCUGCCGCUGUCAGAGGGUUCGUGGAUGACAUCAUCGUGCCGUCGACCACCCGGAAGAGGAUCUGUAGGGAUCUGGAGGUUCUGGCUUCCAAGAAACAGACCAACCCCUGGAAGAAACACGCCAACAUCCCACUCUAACAGACACCUUCAACCACCCGACCGGUCUGUCUCCAAUUUCACCUGUAGCUUAGAGCAGGGCUCUCCAACCCUGUUCCUGGAGAGAUACCUUCCUGUAGGUUUUCACUCCAACCCUAAUCUAGCGUACUUGAUUCUAACAAUUUGUUUGUUGAUAAGCUGAAUCAGGUCAGUAUCUCUCCAGGAACAGGGUUGGAGAGCCCUGGAUUAGAUCCACUUAUCUGUCCCUAACCCUGUGGGACUUGUUAGGAAGAAUCAGCAUUUUUCUGUCUGAUUUGUUAAAUAAAAUCAUUGAAAUUGUAAA
Oncorhynchus gorbuscha (pink salmon) is the source of this 2005-nucleotide messenger RNA. RefSeq names its product propionyl-CoA carboxylase beta chain, mitochondrial-like. The transcript has 13 exons. Bases 22 to 1704 code for a protein of 560 amino acids. Gene Ontology annotation, cellular component: mitochondrion. The record is from RefSeq and is a predicted model, not a curated record. NCBI's taxonomy places the organism in Eukaryota, Metazoa, Chordata, Actinopteri, Salmoniformes, Salmonidae. Gene Ontology annotation, molecular function: propionyl-CoA carboxylase activity.